Entrophospora candida is the source of this 423-nucleotide messenger RNA. NCBI's taxonomy places the organism in Eukaryota, Fungi, Glomeromycota, Glomeromycetes, Entrophosporales, Entrophosporaceae. The record is from the annotation of a GenBank genome assembly.
AUGACUAUUAGGCCUUCAACUCAGUCUCGUAAUCAAAAUGUAAUUGAGGUUAAGGACUGGGAUUAUAUUAAAUUUCAAGUUCGAAUAGAAAUUAUUAAAAAUGAAAAAGAGAUAAAUAGGUAUUGGGAUAUAAAUACGAAUGAAUUAGACCAGAAUGAAGUCAGAGUUUUCUUAGAAGGUCAAUUAAACAAUGGUGGUGUUUACAAGGAAGAUAUAGGAUAUAAAUUUAUAAUUUUAACCGACGACGAAAUUGGAUUAGAAAUUACUAAUAAGAAAGACAGCAGUGUACAACCUAAAUCUUUUAAAAAUCGUCAUGUAAAAAUAAUCGAACCCAUUUUUUAUCAAGUUAAAGCAUUUACUUUAAAAGAUACUGAUGAUUAUAAAAAUAUUAAAAGCCCAUCACAAGAAAAUAGUUCAUUUUGA